This is a messenger RNA of Dimorphilus gyrociliatus, 8728 nucleotides long. The record is from the annotation of a GenBank genome assembly. NCBI's taxonomy places the organism in Eukaryota, Metazoa, Annelida, Polychaeta, Dinophilidae.
GCUAAUCGUUCGAUUCUAGAAAACCUGUGCUGACAGAUCUCAUUAUGUACUUGUGAUAAUGUCUGAGGAGCAGAAAGAAAAGAAAAAACCCGUUCGCGUUUGGGUCGAUGGAUGCUUUGAUUUAUUCCACUUUGGGCAUGCAAACGCUAUAAGACAGGCAAAGUUAAUGGGAGAUAUUUUGGUUGCUGGAAUUCAUUCUGACGCUGAGAUAGAAAUACACAAAGGCCCACCAGUAUACAAUGAGGAGGAGAGAAGGCGAAUGGUGUCAGCUAUAAAAUGGGUUGAUGAAGUAGUAGUUGGAGUCCCUUAUUUCACAGCCUUAUCAAUACUUGACGAAAAUAAUUGCGAUUUUUGUGUACACGGAGAUGAUGUCACAAUGACUGCCGAUGGCGACGACUCAUACAGAGAAGUAAAAGCUGUUGGGAGAUAUAAGGAAUGUCAAAGAACAAGGGGAAUUUCUACAACGGAUCUUGUAGGUCGGAUGAUAUUGGCAACAAAGCAACAUCAUCAAACUAAUUACACUGGGAAUGCUGAAGAACUAGAAAUAGCUGGGCAAGCUCCUUGUUCUCAUACCCCAUAUACCCGCACAUCUAAAUAUAUAGCAACAACAAAAAGAAUUGUGCAAUUUUCUUCCGGAAAGGAACCAAAACCAACCGAUAGAAUUGUAUAUUGCGCGGGAGCAUUUGACUUAUUUCAUGUUGGUCAUUUAGAUUUUUUGGAAAAAGUAGCGAAGGAAGGAGAUUACAUAAUAGUUGGUAUUCACAGUGACAAGGUAGUUAACAGGUAUAAAGGUUCAAAUCUUCCAAUAAUGACAACUCACGAAAGAGUACUUUCUGUUCUUGCCAAUAAGUACGUUUCGGAAGUUGUAAUUGGCGCUCCAUAUUCAGUUACAUCUGAAAUGAUGGAUCACUUUCGCAUUGACGUUGUCAUUCAUGGAUCAACUGCUAUACAGCCAGAUGAAGACGGAACAGAUCCAUAUGAGGUUCCAAAAACAAUGGGAAAAUUUAAAAUCAUUCAAAGUGGCAAUACCAUGUCAUCUAGGGAUAUAAUGAAUCGUAUUAUUGAUAACAGACUGGCUAAGUCGGUACCGCAUAUUGGGGACACAGGUGGCGCUGGCGCUGCCCUGAAGGGAAGGAGGCACUUAUCGUUGUCCGAACUUUACCUCAAAUCAGUAGAGGAUAGUAAUUUGUCGACUGACGAAUCAACAACUGGUUCUGCUCCAACACUUUUCUGUGAGUUAGUUCAUUAUAAAGAACCUGAUGGAAAAAAAAGAAAGCGAAGGCGGAAGAGAAGAGCUUUAGAUAUGGGAGGAGCCAAUACAGUUCCUCUUGAAUCGAACGUGGACGUGCCGAAUUCGAAUGUUGACUCUGCAGCUUAUCACAGGUUGAAUGAUUUUGAAACGCUCGAUCAACAGUCAAGAUUAAUUGAUCAAUUGCCGAAAUUAAACCAAUCCAUAUCAAUUGACUUGGGUGCUAUUUCGUCCGAGAAAAAUGAAAAAUAUUUCAAGGAGGAUCCGCAAAAGUUGAUGAUAUCUGAAUUCUCAAUUCAAAGCGGUAGUGAAAAUAUAGAAUUGUCUGAAAAUAAUAGUCAAGAGGAUUAUCCUGGAUCAAAACUAACACAAAUAGAAAUUGAAAGGAAUUUUAACAGCAGUGCUCUUUCAACAGGCGGUCUGGCUGGUUCUGAUUCCAUAGGACAUUCGCUUGAUGAUGAAACUUUAAAUUUUGAUAUUAAACAUCAAAGCUGUUUAAGUGAUUCGGAUGGUGGUGUAAAAAAUAGUAAUUCUUCUCCAAUGACUAACGCCAACAACGAGAGUGCAUUAUUUAUAGCACUUGAUACGACUAAGACGGAUUCAGAUUAUUGGCCAGGCCAAGAAAAGGAGUUGGAGGAGGCCGAAGAACUCUCUAAAUUAGAAUCCAUGGACCACAAAGCUAAUUUAUCAGUGGCCGAACACGAUCUUGAAUUGCCAUAUUUAGCAAAAGAUCAACCUAAUAAAGACAAUAUUGAAUUUCAAUCUGAAAGUUUACCAACGAAUGAGAAGAAUUUAGGUAUGUCAAAAGAAUUGACGGAAGAGGAUAAUUCGGAAUCUCCCCAGUCGACUGACAACGGUAAUCGCAGCGACGAUUCGUUUCUUUCUAAUCCUAAAGAAGGGGAUGCCGUUGAAAUUUCAAGUGCUUUAGAACAUACUCAGGUAGUUGGAUUCAAUGUCAUGCCGAACAAAAAUAGACGCUUUGACACUGAAGAAACUGAUUCACAACAGAUGAUAAUGAAUUCAAAGUCAACAAUGACAAUUCCAAGGGGAACUGUUGCUCAAGACAUACAAAUGGUUGGUCUACAGCCUAAAAGGCAAAUUCAGUUAGCUGAACCGCUUCCCUGCUAUGUUUUCUCCAAGUCUGAUGACGGAGAAUUAACAGAAUCGGCCCUUGACAUUGAAAUUCAUCCUUGGAAUCAGAAUGAAGCUUUAGUUUUAGAGACCACCGAAAAAGAACCAUCAGAUUUUGAUUCAAAUAAAACUUUUGCCUCCACAAUAGAAUUGCAACAGAGAAGUAUUCCACAAUCUACCGAUUCGGAGCGUCUCGACGCUGGCGUCGAUACUCGAGAUUUGGUUACAAGUUUUGAAGAUAUGCAAAAUCUACCUUAUGAAAUUUUUGUCGGUGCUGAAGCUAUCAGGGAUGAAUGGUUGAAUAGAAAUCCAGUUUUGCAAAGAUCGUUUUCAACUUCGGAUAUUCCUCAAGAGAAAUAUAGAAGUGAACAACGUCGACCUAGUUUGGAGAUUAAGCCACUAGACGAAAAAACAACUUCUACCGAUAGUAUUCUAUUAGUUUUCGUGCCGUCCGGGGAUAAGCGUCGAACUCUUGAAUCGAGUUUUGACGGUUAUAAUCCCUCUCAUUUUUAUACAGUUCCAAUUUUUGAAAGAUCUGUUAGUGCUGAUAUGCUCAAAGUUUUCCGUCCAAAUGAAUGUCCAAAAAGGUCAAGAUCCUUAGAAGAUAUUGAACCUUUGGAGGAUGAUAUUACUGCUGAUGAAAUAUUUGCUGAAAGUCUUCGCCAAUCUGAACAAUGGAAGGAAGAAAUAUGUAAUGAAGGAGAGCCUGAAGAAGAAAUUUUCAGAAAAAAAGUUAGUUGGGCUGAUUUAUCAAGUGAAAAAUCUCCGAAACCUUCCCGAACUGUUCAGACUCAAACUUUCUUGCCUCAUAUAGCAACUCUUGCUCAAAAAAAGCUUGAAUCUGCAAAGGGUGCGCAAGUGAAAUUAACCUGCAAUUUUGGAACUCAAACAUCACAAGAAGUUAUUGAUAAAACGCUAUUAGGGCUUGCGCUAGAUAGAGAACAAGAGUUAGAAAGAGAUUUCAGAAAAAGAAAAAUAGAGUUUGCGGUCCAAGUCAAUUUUCCUAAAGACAACUCUGUUAAGAAUAUAGGCUGUCAAACUGGAGAUGUUUCUCAAGUACCUGAAGAAAUUCCCACUGACGAGAUUCGUAACAAUGUCAAUAUCGAUAGACAAAAUUCUAAAGAUAAUGAAAGUAUUGAAGAUUCAAGCGAAAAAUUUUCCCGUUCGCUUUCAAGGGAGAACCUUGAGGAGUCUUUAACUGCUAGUAGUAUUGAGCCUUUCACAACUCUUGACAAAUUGAUCUCAGAGAAUUUGAUAAAACCGACUGUCGAAGAUUCGGCUGAUGACAAUGCAAAAGCCAAUAGCGCGUCUGAUUCUGAUAGAGACAAUAGUGAAGAAAGCCCUAAACCUAGAACCAGUUUGGAAUCUUUCCAAACUCUAAAACACGAAGAUAGUCAACAUGUACCUCAAACGGCUUGCGAAACAGGCCAAGAAAUGACAGUUACAAUUAUGAGCCGAGAAAAUGUCAAUAUAGAGGAAGUAGAGCAAACAAUUGCAAGUAAUGUAACCUCAGGUGGUGUCAAGAUUACAAAACCUGAUAUUUUACAAGAUAAGCAAAGAGUUGAAAAGAAUAAAUUAGCUGGAGCAUUAACUGAUUUUAAAGAAUCGUCAGUGGAUCAACCGUCAGAUCUAUUAUACGUGUCCAAAGGUGAGUUGGAUAGGGGGGAGGGCGAAUAUAAAUUGCAAAAAGGGGAAGGAGGUGAAUCGCAAACAGGAGCUAAAGGCGCAUUGCCAAGUGACAAAGAAGGUAGAUUCCACAAAGAGGACGAGAGUGAACUGCAAAAAGAAGAUGAUAAAUCGGAAAGAGGAGAGGAAGAUAGACUUCAAAAAAGAGACGAGGGUAAACCACAGAGGGCAAAAGAAGGUGAAAUACAACAAAAGGAAGAAAAUAAACCUCAAACAGGAGCCGAAGGCGGAUCUCAAAGAGGGAAACCAGGUAGAUUGCAAAUAGGAGAGCAAGGUGAACCACAAAGAGGAGAAGAAGAUAGACUCCAAAAAAGGGACGAAGGUGAACCGCAGAAAGGAGCCGAAGGUAAAUCGGACAGAGAAAAGGAAGCUGGACUCCAAAAAGGAGAUGAAGGCGAAUUUCCAAGAGGGAAAAAAGGUAGAUUGCAAGCAGAAGAAGGAAAACCGCAGAGAGGAGAGGAAGGUAGAAUCCAGGGGGGAGAUAAGGGUGAAUUACAACAGAGAGAAGAAGGUAAAUCGGAAAGAGGAGAGGAAGGUAGAAUCCAGGGGGGAGAUAAGGGUGAAUUACAACAGAGAGAAGAAGGUAAAUCGGAAAGAGGAGAGGAAGCUAGACUCCAAAAAGGAGACGAGGAUGAACUACAAAAGGCAGAAGAAAGUAAAUCGGAAAGAGGAGAAGAAGCUAGAUUCCAAAAAGAAGACGAGGGUGAACUACAAAAGGCAGAAGAAAGUAAAUCGGAAAGAGGAGAGAAUGCUAGACUCCAAAAAGGAGCCGAGGAUGAACCACAAAAGGCAGAAGAAAGUAAGUGGGAAAGAGGAGAGGAAGCUAAACUCCAAAAAGGAGACGAGGAUGAAUUACAAAAAGGAAAAAAAGAUAACUUUCCAAGCAAGAAGAGAGAUAUUCAAAGGCAGGUGGUAGCUGGUUCUCAGGAUUUUUCUUUGGACGAGGUUCUGCAAAACGUAGAAGCAGACCCACUUUUAAUAUUAGAGGAGGAAAAGAUACAAAUUAAAAACGUUUCGGCUACUCCCUCAUUGGGCUACUCUAUUCACACAGAUAUACAUCUUGAAGCUGAAACUACCCUAAAAUUUCAAGAUCCUUCUAUAAUAGCUGCAAAGGUUUCCACUGAUGACGAUGAAGUACCACCGAAAUUUAAUGUGGUCAAAUCAGCUGAAGUACUGGAAUACGAAAAGUAUUUAAGAGAAUUAGACAACGAGGAAGGUGAAAGUGAUGAUCAAUAUGAUGAGAAUAAGGAAAUGGAAUUGAAAGAAGGUAAUUUAAUUAAAGAAUGCUCCGAGGAAAAUCCUUUUAAUGAAUCGAAUGAACCAGGCUUAAAAUCGAUGAGUGAUCUCCAAAAGAUUAGCUCUGCAGGAAAUGAGGCCGGUGAAAUUGAACAUAAACCGUCGAAAAUAUUGCACGAAACAUUUGUUAUUGGACAAGAUUCUAUUGAAGAGCCAGUUGCAUUUGAUUCUCCUGAGCCACAUGAAUUUAGAAAAGCUGAAGACUUGGAGUCAGGUGAUUUUAAAACAAACAUUGGUCGCUUAACAAAAAGUGAGUUUUUCAUGAAUAUGGAAGAUACCGAAGAGUCUGACGAUGGAUCUUCCGAUUACGAUGCAAAUCUUUUGGGUACAAUUAAACUAGUUCACCCGAAUGAAUCAAGUUUAUCUGGUAUAGAGGAUAGAUUAGAAGAAAUGAAAGAAGACUCUAAUAAUGAUAAAUCUAUUCGUGCAACUAGUGGCCUCAUGACAGAAUUGAGUUUGAAAGCAAUAGCUAUAAGUGAUCCAGCUUUAGCACAGGCAAAAGCAGACGAGAGCUAUCAUGAAGUAUCUGCUAAGUUUGAUUCGAUGAAGCCGUGUGAAGAUUCUAAACAACUUUCAGAUGUUAAUCCUGGACAAAAUAUACGGGACAAUAAAGAUAAAAAUGUCAGCGAUAUUGAUAACGAAAAUUUGCCUAGCAUUGGUAUCGCAAAACAAUUUGCCGACAACCAGAGAGAGACUGGUAAGGUCGAUGAAACACGAUCUGCUACUUUGGUUGAUGAACAAUUGAAAAUUUCUGAUAAGAAGCUAUCUAUGACAGUUGGUGAGGAAAUUGGAGAAACGGAAGUUAAAACGAAGAAGGAAAUGGUUUUUGCAGACGAACUAGAAUUGUCAAAUAGCCAGUUAACUGCUGAAAAUAUAGCCGAAACCGAAAGAAAGUCAGCCUUUGUCAAUCAAAUACUUCAAACAGAAAAGUUGAUAUCGUCAAAUAAUAUAUCAACUCAGACAACUUUUGAAGCCAGCCCUCCAGAUAAGGCCAUUUCACCUGAUUCUAGUAAGGUUAAGAAGAAAAACUAUGAUAAACGGAACAAGAAUUCUUCGACUUGUGUAGAAGAUUCUUGCCAGACCGAGCUAACCUUUCCUCCAACCGAGACCUCUACAAAUCUUCCAAAGUACGACUUUCAAGAUCCAAGUCUGGCUAGUUUAAAAGAGGAACAUGAAAAGUUGUUAUCUCUUUUAAAACAAUCAAAAGAAGAAAAAUUGAAAUCUUUAAAGUUGAAAAAAAAUUUGCUCUCAUCGAUACGCAAGGAAUACAAUUUAAGUACAUCUACAGAUUCUCUUCCAAUUAUCAUAGUAGAGGAAGCAGAUGACGAUUGUGAAGAUCUUGUAGAAUUACCAAGAGACCGGUGCUACUCUAUGAAUGAACAACUUUUAGAAAUAAGCUUGAACAGAAAUCCAAAUUCUCUAUCCGGUAUUGAAAUAAGUUCCCCGGAACUGUACGAAAUAUUAUCGAAAUCAACGGAUAGUGAAAAUAUUGAGGACAUUUUAGCAACAAACACAAACAUAUCCGAUGAUCUUAUAGAACAAAUAAGACUUGCCAAAGAUGCUCUAGCCAGGGCUAUGGGGGGUAAAUCAUCAUCAGAGCAAGUUAUGAGAGGAUUUAUUACUCCAAAUCUUCCUGUCGUUACUUUACACUUAAUGAACGUGGAGACAAAAUCGGACGUAGGUAAUAUUGUUGAAGAUGUACUUGAAGAGACAGAAAUUAUUGAAGACGUUCAUGUUGAGAAUGCGAAAAGUUUUAAACCUUAUCCUUUUGUGGAAACAGUCAGCAAUAUCACCCAACCAAUUUCACCUAUAAGCGAUGAUCAAUUUCACGAGCAAUCGAAAAAUGUACAGGGUGGAAGUACCUCAUCCUCAGGUUUUCAUGAAAUGAAAGUCAGCCUUCAAAUGUCACCUCAAAAUCUUCAGAAAUUAAGCAAAAAGUAUAAGGAUGCUAAAAUGAAAUCUAAUCGCUCUGAUGCCUCAAAUGAGAAUGCUAAGUCAACUGAUCGCCCAUUCGACAGUAUAUCAUCGUUGGACUUUGAGGAAAUACAAUCAGAUAAGCUAAAGGGAAGCUUUCUUACUGACUUUGCUUCUUCUUUUGAACUUUUAGACACUGAUGAAGAAAAUUUCUACAAAGCGCUCAAUACAUCAAAAACAAGCGAUAGUUCUAUUCAAAUAGAGGUUGACAUGAAGGAUGAAAGUAUUGGAACUGAUGACGAAUUAGAAAGACUCCGCCUAGAGCGGGAGAGAAUUUCUAAUAUGCUUGCUAAAGAUGUUCUACCCUCAAAUUCUCAAGUUGAGCUUGCUGAAGCUCAAAUGAAUUAUGUUAUGGGUCAAACUGACAUACUUCUAGACGCCUUAGACAGAGAUGAGGACUCCUUAGAAGAACUUCUAAUCGGAUUUCAAACUCCCGAAAAGGACAUUGAGAGUAUUGACUAUGAUUUUCAGACAAGAUAUCGUCAAGAGCUUACUCUAGAAAGAAACAAUAUUGAAGAUAAAAUUGCAGAAUUAGAAAAUGAUCAAGAGAGUAAAGCUGACAGCAGCUUCUCUCAACCAGUGUCCUUAAAUGUUAGCAGAGAAAGUAGACGCAAAAGAAACGGUCCAUCACCCGUUAGAAAAGCCCAAUUCGAACGAAAUGUACAAAUUGAAGCGUUCAGAUUAGAGCGGCUAAAAGUAAAUUCCGAUUUUGAAAGGAAGAAAUUUACACCAAGAUUUAGAAGUUUGAGUCCUUAUCGAGAUAAUAUUGAAGAAAAAGAUGAAAUUCCCAAUGCCCCCAUUUAUGCAGAAUCUCUAACGCCUAGACAAAGAAUGAAAUAUUUGGCAAGCAAACGGCGUCGACUACUCAGAGAUUCAAAAUCGAAAAAGAAGACGAUUGUAACAACAACAGCCGGUGACUUGUUAACUACCACACCCCAGGUUUAUUCAACAUCUGUGAUAUCUAGUUCCUCAAGACAUCGUCACUUGGACUUGAAAGAAUUAUCUGGAUUUGAAUCACCACCAUUAAUUUCAACUCCUCGAAGAGGAUCUGAUUGGGACGAUUCAACUAGAAAAUUGUUAGUCGAAAAUCAGGAUGCAAGAUCAGCGAAUCGAAAGGAAGUUAGAAUAGCAAGAGAGGCUUUGGAGAGAACACCUGUUGAUCCAGAAAGAUAUUUAAAUUUUGAGGGACAUAUGGACAGAAUUAUUAAACUAGAAGAGGCUAUUGACAACGAAAUUGAACGAAUGAAAGUUAGAUAUCUGCCCGAUUUCAACAUCUCCGAUACAAGGACUACUUAUAAAGAUUCACUAUCGAUAGCUGACGCGGCGAUUAAUCGCCACGAACGCACUUUGGCAGCACUUGGUCGAAGUAAAAGUCGAACUUCUAAACCCUAA